Exophiala aquamarina CBS 119918 is the source of this 1605-nucleotide messenger RNA. RefSeq lists its product as uncharacterized. NCBI's taxonomy places the organism in Eukaryota, Fungi, Ascomycota, Eurotiomycetes, Chaetothyriales, Herpotrichiellaceae. Bases 1 to 1605 code for a protein of 534 amino acids. The record is from RefSeq and is a predicted model, not a curated record. Gene Ontology annotation, molecular function: transmembrane transporter activity. Gene Ontology annotation, biological process: transmembrane transport. The transcript is spliced from 7 exons. Gene Ontology annotation, cellular component: membrane.
AUGGCCGACGCAGCAUACAAGGAUCCCAUCGACCAUGUUGAGUCCAAGGUUGACCAUGCCGAAAGUAAUGCAAGGAAUGACAAAGCAAAUCAACUCCUAAGUCAGAUCGGAAGAACAAUCGCUCUUACUCCCGAGAACAAUGCUCGCGUGUUGAGAAAGAUUGACUUGUACAUUCUUCCCGUCGUACUAGGAACUUACUUCCUGCAAGCAUUGGAUAAAGCUACUCUGGCGUACGCUUCGGUCUUUGGGCUUGUCGAGGAUACCGGUCUGGUUGGACAUCAGUACUCAUGGCUCGGGGCAGUGGUUUAUCUUGCGCAACUGAUCUCUCAGCCUCUCAUCGCAUACCUCCUUGUCAAAAUGCCCUUGGGUAAAUUCCUGGCGGCUAUCGUUCUGGCAUGGGGAGUUACGUUGUCAUGCAUGCCUGCAGCGACAAACUUUUCUGGCAACCGUUUCUUCUUAGGUUUGUUCGAAGCUGGAGUUGCCCCAGCUUUCAUCAGUCUUACGCAAAUGUGGUGGCGACGACGAGAGCAGCCGCUUCGCCUUGGAGCAUGGUAUGCAAUGAACGGAAUCACCAACAUGCUGGGAUCUCUAUUGACGUAUGGUCUUGGUCAUAUUGAUUCUCCACAUCUCAAAUCCUACCAGAUCAUCUUCCUAUUCUUCGGAUUAAUCACCGUGGCAUACUCUAUCCUGGUUUGGUUCUUCCUUCCCGACUCCCCAAUGACAGCUCGUUUCCUCCAAGGGGAUGAUAAGCUGGUGGCCAUCGAACGGCUUAGGGCUAACAACCAAGGCAUUGAGAAUGAUGAGUGGAAAUGGAAACAUGUCAAAGAGGCGGCUCUCGAUAUUAAGACUUGGCUUUGGGCUGCCAUGAUGUUCGUGAUUUCUGUGCCCAGUGGUGGCAUCUCAACGUUCGGGCCAUUGAUUGUCAAGAACUUCGGCUUCAACCGCUUUCAAACCAUCCUCCUUAACAUUCCAUUCGGUGCCGUUCAACUUGUCGCGACACUGUUGGGCGCGUAUGUGGCCACUUUGCUAAAGUGGAAGUCUCCGGUUCUCGCGUUCCUCAGCCUUCCUCCGAUUGCUGGUUGCGUUAUGUUGCUGUACUUGCCUCGAGAUGUCUCAGCGAAAGGGCCACUUCUUGCCGCGUACUACCUGAUUUCCGUAUACCCCGGGAUCACGCCGCUAAUCUAUUCCUGGUCCGCUGCGAACACCGCGGGCGAAACCAAGAAAAAGGCAAGCAGCAACCACGCGCAUAUGCAAGACUCGAACAAUCUAAUUUCCAUACACAGUGUGCUUGGCCCAAAUUUGUACACUACGGGUGAGGCACCAUUAUACCAUCGAGGCUUGAUGUCGAACUUGGCCUUGUUUGUGGUUCUUAUUGGCUUGUAUGCUCUUCAGGUUGUGUAUCUUAUGGUCCUCAACAAGAAGCACGGCUCUACCAGGGAACGAAUGGGGAAGCGAGCAGUGAUAAUUGACCAGUCGAUGAAACGAAUCAAAGCAGCUUCUGCAACGCAUGUGGACGAACGUGCAGAGUUGGACGAUUCUGUCGGACAGAAAGCGUUCGAUGACAAGACUGAUUGGGAGAACGAAGACUUCAUUUACGUGUACUAA